AUGUUUUUGCCACCACGAAUCAUCAGUCGACCUCGAGGUCUCGUUGGAGUAUCUAUCUUUAAUUUCCCGGAAGUACAAUUUCAGGAAUGCUUGAUCGAUGGACGUUUACAUUGUUGCAGGCAGCGACAAAACCACAAGGCCGAUGUUCAAUGUAGUAAAAUUUGUCGAAAAAACUUGAGACCAUCAAAGGCAACAUCUAAGGAAAACAACAAGCAGGAGCAAAAUGGUUAUACUCUCGCCAACCGAAGAAGGCAUUCCUCCCAUCCUCAUCUGCCGUCGUCGCCUCCCUUCCAAACGCCAUCUCCUGCCGCCGUAGCCACCCUUCCCAGUGCCAUCUCCUGUCGUUGCUUCCCCAUCGCCGACUUCAGCAGCAUCAUCAGAUAAAUAUUACAUUUGCGAUGUUGCAUACACCAACACUCGUGGAUUUAUGACUCCUUACCGCAACACGAGGUAUUGGUUAGCCGAUUUUCAACGACGACGUGCGUUAACUAAGGAAGAAAAAUUCAAUCAUGCACAUGCGCAACUCAGAAAUGUUAUUGAACGUGCUUACGGUGUUUUGAAGGCGAGAUUCCCAAUCCUAAAGCGAAUGGCUCCUUUUCCUUUUUCAGUGCAAAGAGAUAUAGUCAUUGUUUGUUUUGCAGUCCACAAUUUCAUAAGGAAAUGCGAUAUUCAUGAUGAGUUAUUUAUGGCAUUCGAGGAGAAUAAUGGUCAAGCACAAGGGGGAGAGAAUGAUGGCCAAAACGUAGACGAUAUGGAAUGGGGUUUACAAGGCAAUGAAUACAUGGAUAAUUUGCGUGACCAGAUUGCGAAUCAGUUGGGG
Lactuca virosa is the source of this 820-nucleotide messenger RNA. The record is from the annotation of a GenBank genome assembly. NCBI's taxonomy places the organism in Eukaryota, Viridiplantae, Streptophyta, Magnoliopsida, Asterales, Asteraceae.